Molecule: messenger RNA, 3675 nt
Organism: Anas platyrhynchos (mallard)
Lineage: Eukaryota; Metazoa; Chordata; Aves; Anseriformes; Anatidae
Gene: TOB2
Product: transducer of ERBB2, 2
Biological process (GO): regulation of gene expression
Cellular component (GO): cytoplasm; nucleus
Molecular function (GO): transcription corepressor activity
Source: RefSeq, a predicted model, not a curated record
GGCCGCAUCACGCGGGGCGCAGCGCGGAUCCGUGCGCGGGGUUGCUAAGGGUGAAAGUUUGCCGUGAGUUGGCUCACUCGGGGCCAGGGCGCGGGCGGCUCCGGGCCGAGGCGAGCCCAGGCCAGGCCGGCAGCAGGGCAGCGGCAGCAGCACAGGGCAGCGGGACCCGCACCUCACCUCAGCGCCUCGGCCCCGCUGCAGGGAGGACCCCGCCCCGCAGAGGAGAAGCUCAGCACAGCGCAGCGCGGCGAGGAGGCGAGGCACGGGGCAGGGACCCCCGCACGCAGCCCCCACAGAGCCGAGGACGAAGUCUGCUCGGAGCCAAGCCCCGUCUAUGUGUGUGUGUCACCUCGGCUCUUUCAAUACGCUGCCCUGACUUGCUUGCUGCGAAGGGAGUAUGCAUCUGGAGAUUAAAGUUGCUCUGAACUUCAUCAUCUCAUACCUGUACAACAAGCUGCCUCGGCGGCGGGCGGACCUGUUCGGCGAGGAGCUCGAGCGCCUGCUGAAGAAGAAAUAUGAGGGGCACUGGUACCCGGAGAAGCCUCUGAAGGGCUCGGGCUAUCGCUGCGUCCACAUCGGGGAGACGGUGGACCCGGUGGUGGAGCUGGCGGCCAAGCGCAGCGGGCUGGCGGUGGAGGACGUGCGCGCCAACGUGCCCGAGGAGCUGAGCGUCUGGAUCGACCCCUUCGAGGUGUCCUACCAGAUCGGCGAGAAGGGCUCCGUCAAGGUGCUCUACCUGGAUGACAGCGAGGGCUGCCAAGCCGCCGAGCUGGACAAAGAAAUCAAGAGCAGCUUCAACCCCGACGCCCAGGUGUUCGUCCCCAUCGGCAGCCAGGACAACUCGCUGUCCAACUCCCCGUCCCCCUCCUUCGGCCAGUCGCCCAGCCCCACCUUCAUCCCGCGCUCUGCCCAGCCCAUCACCUUCACCACCGCCACCUUCGCCGCCACCAAAUUCGGCUCCACCAAGAUGAAGAAGGGCGGAGGGGCCGGCGGCGGAGGGGGCGGCGCGGCGGGGCCCGCGCCGCAGCCCAGGCUGCUCCGCUCGCCCACCACCAACCUGCUGAAGCACAAGGGCCUCUCCCUCUCCAUGCACUCUCUGAACUUCGCCGGCAGCGCGGGGGGCCAGGCCCCGCAGUCGCAGCUCUCCCCCAACGCCAAGGAGUUCGUUUACAGCGGCGGCUCGCCCGGGGCCGCCGGCCUCUUCUUCGAGGGCGAGAGCCAGCCCAGCAGCGUCCCCCCGGCCUCGCAGUUCGGCGCCGGCACGGGCGGCGCCUUCGAUAUGGCUCAGGUGUUCGGCGGCAGCAGCAACAGCCUCUUCCUGGAGAAGUCGCCCUUCGUGGAAGGACUCAGCUACAACCUGAACGCCAUGCAGUACCCCAGCCAGUCCUUCCAGCCCGUCGUCCUGGCCAACUGAACCCCAGGAAGGAGGAGAGUAUUUGGGGCGGGGGCGGGAGGGGGGAAACAACAACGACAACACACACACACACAAUAAAAAGAGGGAGAGCAAACUAGAAGUAUACAGAAAAUACUCAAAUCUUAUAAAUAUAGCUUCUUGGAAAAUGAGAGAGCCCAGUGUUGUUGCGCUGUGCUGGCAACGCUCCUGAAGCACCGACUUGUUUUUUAACUCAGUCCCCGUGCUUUUUUCCUACUCCACUUUUUUUACUCCUCGAACGAGCCCAGGGUUGUUGGGUUCCCGUUCCCCGGUGCCGCUGGCGGGGCGGGCCCUGCCCCGCAGGUCGGGCUCUGCGUGUGGACGGGGAGCUCCGGCUGUGCCCGCGGGCUCAGGGCAUCGCGUUGCUCCGGGCGAGCAGCCCCGUGGGGCACAAACCCCGGGGCGGUGCUGAGCCUUCGCUCCGAGUUCUCGUUGCAGGCUGUGAAUUUUGUCUCUUUUUAUCUCGGAGAGGGGGCUCCUUUCUUUUUUAGGUCGAGAGGCGGCACUGUCGGAGGAGAGGAAGGGCUGUGCUGUGGGUGUUGCUGUCUCAAGCAGUGCUGUAGGAGCCUGUAGGGUCCCGCAGCCCCCGGCACGGGGUGCCUGGUGGGGUUGGGGGUCCUGCAGGACGGAGGCCUCCUUGGAGGCUGUGGUGGGAGUAUGGAGAGGGCAAAGUGAAGAGAGAUGGUGAUGAGACUCCAGUCUUUGAGGUUCCGUGUUUUAAAAGAGAAAUAAGCUCUCUGCUGCCUCCCAAAUCUUGGGUUCGGUUUUCUUUGACCAGUGUCCUUGGAGCACCCUCUGAAACCCACCCCUGUGGCUGCCGAGCCGGCGUGCUCUCCCAGGACGCCCCUGCUCAGGGCAGAGGGGCUCCACCUCGUGUUUUCCCUUCUCCUCGAGCCUCCCCGGAGCCGUGCUGCCAGUGAGCCUCCGCGGAGGCAGCGGGGCUGUCCCGGGGGGGCUGCUGCUCCCCGGGCCCCUUCCAGGAGAGCUUCACCUCGUGGGGUGCCUCGGAGCUAUGACCGGCACGGCGGCUGGGCGAGGGGAGCGGAGCCCGGGCGGCCUCCCCAAAAUGGCCUCCAGAGCUAGGGCAAGGGGCUCGGGGGCAGCCAUGCUGUCGGGUUUUCCUUUCUUAUUUCCUUUUCCCUCGGGUUUUAACCCCCCGCUUGCGGAUGUUACCACUGCCACCCUUCCCUCUCCCCGGGGGCCGCAGCCCCGUGGGACCUGGCUGCCCCCACGUCCCCCCCAGUGUCCCCGAAACGGCGAGCCCCUCGCUGGCAGAGGGCGAGAGGGGAGAGGCGAGGUUCCCCGCCUCCUGCUCGUGCGCGUGAAGCUUCGAUGCCGCUGCCCCGCCUCUCACACCCGCGUUAAAAUCCUAAAAACCAUGCUGCGAGUGGAAGGAGGGAGCAGCCCAACCCCUCCGACCCCGAAAGGAAAAAAGCGUGCUUCAGAAACGUUCCUCCAGCCUCAGGCAGCAAGGGAAACUAACGGCCUUUUCGGGUCUUUUCUAGUCUUGGAUGUAGGCGUUCAGCUUCAAUUUUAUUUUUUAAAACCUGCACUAAUUUACCUGGUUUCUUAGGAAGAGAAGAGAGAAAUUUUUUUUUUUUAACUUUUAUUUUUUAUGGGUUUGUGUUCUUUUUGUUGAUGUCCGUUUGUAUUGAAUAAUUUGCUACAUUUGUAAAAUGUAAGAGGUAUAUAUAAUAUAUGUAUAUUUCUAACGUAAAAAAAAAAAAUUGUAAUUUUUUUCUUUUCAAGAUUUUUUCUUAAAAAGAGGAGAGAAAAAUAUUUUUUCAGGAAAAAAAACUUUAGAAAAAAGCGGUGAAGAGUCCUGUCUCCCCACUCAGCCUCCCUCCUUUCCCUCCCGCCCCUCUCCCAGGAGCAAGCCGCCGGUUGCCUCGUGGAGAGAGCGGGUGAGGGAGGACCACGGGCCCUGCGGGGGGUUUCCGUGUGCCUGGGUGUCUUUCCAAGAAGGGGGCUACUGAGAGGAGGAGCCAGGGGGUUGUUGUCUUUAUUUUUUUUUUCCUUUUUUUUUUUUUUUCUUUAGCGAAGGAGGAAUACAAUCAGAGUUUUGUAUUCAGAAUGUUGUGCAAUAUUUUGGAACGGGACAUUGGUGUGUCUAGAGAUUUAGUUAAAAACAAAACAAAAAAAAACUAAAACAAAAAAAAAACACACAAAAAGGUUGAUCAAAUCUGUACAGUUUCUAUUGUUCCAGAUUUUUUUAAGUUUGUAUUAAAAGCAUGAUAUAAUAA